UGCAUGUGGCUGAUUUAAUAACAGUCUCUUUCUACAUAGUGAAUAAUUCUGCUUUUUGAUGGAUUCAUGCUACUCGAUGAACUUGCUUCUUUAAUAAACUGCAAUAUAUACUGCCUGAUAUACUGUCAUUUUUAAUUACAAACUUUGUGUAAUUAUGGAUGACCAAUACAUGGAAGAGACUGAUCGAAAUGAUGAAUAUGCUUUGCAGUAUUGCCAAAGUCAUUAUACCGAUGAGAGUGAGGUAAUUGUAAAGAUGUAUCGAUCAUUGGAUAAUGUAGAUUAUAUUCAAGUCAACAUUCCUGAUACUGAUACAGAGGAAGAAUGUGCUGAAGAUCUUAUAGAAAUACAGUCAAAACGUAUUGAAAAUGCUAGUAAGCCUGCACAACAAAAUAUUGAUUCCAGUGAUAAUGAAAAAAUGGAUAUUUCUAGCAUGAUUCUCAAGCUAGUUGCAGUUUAA
Camponotus floridanus (Florida carpenter ant) is the source of this 457-nucleotide messenger RNA. RefSeq lists its product as uncharacterized. Bases 155 to 457 code for a protein of 100 amino acids. Lineage: Eukaryota; Metazoa; Arthropoda; Insecta; Hymenoptera; Formicidae. The record is from RefSeq and is a predicted model, not a curated record. The transcript is spliced from 3 exons.